CACUGUGACACUUGAAACCAAACAAUGACGUGGGUAGUCGCUCUGUGUCUGGGGCUGUUGUUGCCCCUGGGUCACUCCAAGACAGUCCACAUCUACGUCAGCCCCAAGGGCUCAGACGGGAACUCGGGGUUGGAUGCGUCCCACCCGGUUGCCACCCUGGACAAGGCCAGGCAGUUACUGGACAGCAGUGGGAUCAAGGACAACACGGUGUACGUGGAGCUGAUGGGAGGCUACCACAACCUGCAGUCAACCCUACACUUCACCCACGCCUACUCCCAGCCUGUCACCUUCAGAGCCUACCAGGACCAGGAGGUCCACGUGACAGGAGGCAAGCAGAUCCCAGCAAACCUGUUUACCCACGUGACAGACAGCAACGUGCUGAAUAUGCUGCCAUCAAAUUCAAGGUCAAAGGUGUUGCAGUUGCACCUACCUAGUGCCGGCGUCACAGAUUACGGCCAGAUGUCCAAGUUCGGCUUCUACGUAUCCAGGACGUCAUGGCUGGAGAUCUUUAUCAAUGGGGAGCCAGCCAGAUUGGCCCAGUACCCUAAUGAGAAAUUCCUGAACCUGGUCUCUGUUCCUGGAGGUAGACGUAGCAGGGUCUUCACCUACAACUCGAAAGAAGACGCCAGAUGGGUGCACGAGAAGGAACCAUGGGCCUACGGAUUCUGGUAUUUUAGCUGGGCGGACGAUGGUGUUGGGAUCAGCGACAUUGACAUCAGCAAACAUCAGAUCACUCUGGCAAACGACACGAACUAUGGACUCAGAGUAGGUCAUUACAACCCGGCCCAUCUGGCCUAUGCUGACAAUCAGGGUGGCUACUUCCGGGUUAUCAACAUGCUGUCAGAGCUGGAUCUGCCGGGAGAGUACUAUCUGGACCGGUCCAAUGGCAACCUGUACAUCUGGCCCAACACAAAGACGGGCACCGUGGACUCCUCUGACAUCAUCACUGUGUCCCUCAUCAACGACUGCAUCAGCUUGGACCGAGGCGUGAGUAACCUCAAUUUUGAGGGGUUUACUUUGGAGGCGUGUCGCAAAGCGGGAAUCACUGGAGAAGGUGUACACAACAUCAUCGUUCAAAACAUGGAAAUUAAGAAUGUAGGUGCCUAUGGCGUUAGCUUCAGCGACAGCAACAACAUCACCGUAUCCCGGUGCGACAUCCACUACACAAAUGGUGGCGUCAACUUGACCGGUGGAGACCGGAUGACGUUAACGCCAUCUGGCAACCUAGUUGAAGACAACCACAUUUGGCAGUUUGGUCGUGUCGGAGGCGUUGGUUACAACGCUGUGUUUUUCGACGGCAUCGGUAACGUAGCCCGUCACAACCACCUCCAUGACGGCCAAUACACCGGCAUGUGGUUGGCGGGUAACGACAACACAGUUGAAUACAACCACAUCCACCACAUGUGUGUGAACAGUACUGAUUGCGGCGGGAUAAUUGCAGGGAGAGAUUGGUCCGCACGUGGUACCAGGAUCCGAUACAACUACAUCCACAACGUUGUGAAGAACAUGCCGGGAGCGGAGAACAGGGGCAUCAUGCUGGACGACCAGUUCUCCGGCGUCCUCAUCGAACACAACGUCUUCUACCAGAACCAAUACCACGCCAACAUCGGAGGCGGCCGUGACAACAUCAUACGCUACAAUGUUUUCUACGACGCUGUAAACUUCCCCCUCAACGUGGACGGCCGUGGUAUCCUGCAUGACAGCAACAAAGUGACGCUAUUUAACAGACUUAAGGUGUUUCCAUACAAGACCAAGCCGUGGUCAGAGAGGUACCCCAAACUAGCCACCAUCGACUCCAAUAAUCCUACGUAUCCAAUGGGCAAUCAGAUCUACGACAACGUUUUCUACAACAAGCGAGGGCCAAAUAUCGUUGAAUACCAUGGCACUGGUCUUAACAAGAAGGAAUACUACGACAUACAUGACAACUUUAAGGCGAGUCCUGCUGAGUUUUGGUCUCCUGGUGAAUAUGACUUCCGGUUCCGGUGUGCAGCGGAAUCCUGGGCCAAACAAACAUCAGUUCCCCAGCCUAUCGAUAUCAACGCCGUAGGACCACGGCAACCCAUGGGACCUAAAUAUAUGCAGCAAGCUAUACCACAGUAUCACAGCACAUCACAUCCGGCUACAUGCACUGGGUCUAUCAUCGGAUAAUGCCCACGCUGGAUAUUACCAGGGAGAUGAUGAAAUGUAUUAAAAUAAUGUAAAUAAAAGCGUUAAAAACCCUUUCCAUGAUCAUCUUUGU
Haliotis rufescens (red abalone) is the source of this 2239-nucleotide messenger RNA. RefSeq lists its product as uncharacterized. NCBI's taxonomy places the organism in Eukaryota, Metazoa, Mollusca, Gastropoda, Lepetellida, Haliotidae. The coding region runs from base 25 to 2148 and encodes 707 amino acids. The transcript has 19 exons. The record is from RefSeq and is a predicted model, not a curated record.